Molecule: messenger RNA, 1621 nt
Organism: Olea europaea var. sylvestris
Lineage: Eukaryota; Viridiplantae; Streptophyta; Magnoliopsida; Lamiales; Oleaceae
Product: homeobox-leucine zipper protein ATHB-6-like
Exons: 3
Coding region: 448-1350 (300 amino acids)
Biological process (GO): positive regulation of DNA-templated transcription
Cellular component (GO): nucleus
Molecular function (GO): sequence-specific DNA binding; DNA-binding transcription factor activity, RNA polymerase II-specific
Source: RefSeq, a predicted model, not a curated record
GGGUACAGAAUUGGUCUUCUGAUCUCUCCCCAUUCCUCCUCGCUGCCAACCCACCUCGCGCCACCCCAACCCUAUCCCCCAUUGUUGUUCAAUAUAUGGUUCUUGAAUUGAUUGAAGUAAUAAUCAUGUAAAGAAAGAGUGCAGCUGUUGAUUACUCAUUUUUUUGGGUUUUGGGGUUUGUUUGCUUUUUCUUUUUGAUGAAUUCAGAGGAAAAGAAAGUGAUAAAAAAGGGGGGAAAUGGAGAACCCAAGAAAGAGAAAAAGCUGCAUAGUGAAUUUACAUGUAUACAAAUGUAUGCUUUGCCUCUUGGGAUUCUCUGGCUAUGAAUUUGGGUUCCACCUUUUCUUGAAAAUGAAGGGACUCUAAGAAACAGAUCUUGCUUAUUCUGAUCUAAUAGAUUCUAAUACAAAUUCGAGUACAAUUUUGCUCAGUCAUCACUCAUCAAGAAUGAAGAGACUUGGCAGUAGUGAUUCAUUAGGUGCUAUAAUGUCCAUCUGUCCAAACACAACAGAUGAACAUGAGCAAGUGAACAAUCAUGUUUACUCGAGGGAGUUCCAAAGCAUGUUUGAAGGGUUAGAUGAAGAAGGUGGUGUUGAAGAAUUAGGCCAAAAGAAGAGGAGAUUAAACGUGGAUCAAGUUAAGGCAUUAGAGAAGAAUUUUGAAGUCGAAAAUAAGCUGGAACCUGAUAGAAAAGUGAAGUUAGCGCAAGAACUUGGGCUGCAACCACGGCAGGUGGCGGUUUGGUUCCAAAACCGCCGUGCGCGGUGGAAGACUAAGCAAUUAGAGAUAGAUUAUGGCCUUCUCAAAGCCAAUUAUGAUGCCCUUAAACUCAACUAUGAAACUCUUCAAUGUGACAAUGAAGCUCUACUUAGAGAAAUCCUGGACCUGAAAUCAAAGCUAGACGAGGGUGCUGAAAGCAAGAUUUCUGUCAAGAAAGAGGCAGUAAAGUCACAAACUGAUGAAAAAGGCAAUGCUAAAUCAGAUUCUGGUGCAAACUUUGACAGCUUUAAAGAAAACAGAUCAUCUGAUAGCACUGAUUAUUCAAGUGCAAUCUUGAGUGAAGAAAUCAACAAUAGCCCGACUGCAGCUAUUUCAUCGUCGACCGAGAAAGUGAUUCUUCAUCAGAGCCCACACGACGAAUUCUUGGAUAUUGUUGACAAUAUGAAUUGCAGUUUCCAGUUCUCAGACACAAAAGCAAGUAUUCUUGGAGAUGCCCACAAAGCUUAUAUGCCACAAUGUGUGAAAAUUGAGGAGCAUACCUUUUUCUCCAGUGAGGAAUCAUGCAGUACUUUCUUUUCUGAUGAUCAAGCUCCAACCAUCUAUUGGUACUCUUCUGAUGAGUGGAAUUGAGGGGGAAAAAAAUCUUUACCAAAAACUGCUAGAAAAUGAUGAAAAUUUGAAGCCAAAUCACUCCAAGAAAAUUUUGUACAGUCAAGAAGAUGACUAAGGGGAGAUGGGGUGGGGUGAUUAGGUGGUAAAGUGAAGUAUCAGUUGGCAUUAGUGUAUGCUUUUUAGCGAUAAGCUUCAGUUAGUAUCCACAUUAGGAAAAUUCUUGUAAUAGUGGAACUUGUUUGAAGCAGUAAUAAAGAUGGCAAUAUAUAUGUACAUGCAUUAGGGUUCA